CAGGAGGGGCAGCUCCGACGCUAAAGAUGUCCGAAGCUGCUGUGGCCGAUACUCGCCGGUUGAAUUCGAAACCGCAGGACCUUACGGACGCCUAUGGUCCUCCGAGCAACUUUCUGGAAAUCGAUGUGUAUAACCCACAGACCAUCGGAGUGGGUCGGAACCGUUUCACGACUUAUGAAGUACGAAUGCGGACAAAUCUUCCCAUCUUCAAGCUCAAAGAAUCCUGUGUGCGAAGAAGAUACAGUGACUUUGAGUGGCUGAAGAAUGAGCUGGAGCGAGAUAGCAAGAUUGUAGUGCCCCCCCUUCCUGGAAAGGCUCUUAAGAGACAAUUGCCCUUCCGGGGUGAUGAGGGUAUCUUUGAGGAGUCGUUCAUUGAGGAACGAAGGGUUGGCCUGGAGCAGUUCAUCAACAGGAUUGCAGGUCAUCCCUUGGCCCAGAAUGAGCGCUGCCUCCACAUCUUCCUGCAGGAAGAGAGCAUUGACCGGAACUACAUCCCUGGAAAAGUACGCCAGUAGGGGAGGGGAUCAAUGACAGGAGCUCAGGCCAGGGGACAGGCAGGGGCUGCUUUUGUUUGCUGCUUUCUUUCUGUUCAUCCUACCAACACCUCCUGCAGAGCAAUGUUCAUUUUUACACUGAAAAAUGGUUAAGUACAUACAAACAUAAAAAUACAAUAUGAAGGACUUCAGUACCAAGUCAUUGUUUCCUGUCAGGAGCAUCAUGUUUGUUUAUUCCUGUAAUCAAAGCUCAUUUUGUCUCUUGAAGUGUGUGGACACACAAACGUACAUACGUUUAUCCAUGCAUCUGUACGGAACAGGAUGUCCUUCCUGUGUAUUUUUUCUGUGUUUUGUUGUUUUUGUAAAUAAAGAGUAAAAUAAGAUCUUGCUAUGGAAAAGGAUAUAAGUGAUUGAAGACUUGAGCACUUCUGUUUCAGGGCCACUGAUUACAUCAUUUCCCCAUAUAUUUCCCUUUCUUCAGGUUAGAAUGAAAGUUCAGUUAAUUUUUUAAAUUAAUGCUGCUUUAAAAACCUUUGACAGUCAUACUUUUUCAUGGAGGACAUCUCUGAAUUGAGGAAUGCAGGUGUAGUCUAGGGAAUCUUACAUUUCUGUGCAAGUAUUUAUCUUCUGUGUAUGUCUGUCGUACUCAUCAACCCAGUCCUCUAUCCCCUCUAUGCACCCUGUUGCCUCCCCAAUUCAUGUCCAGUAGUGAGUGAGUGAGUGAGUGCUUUAGUUGUAAGAUAGAGGUCCAUGCUUAGUAAAUUCACUGCAGGUCAGUGUUAGUCCUGUGCAGUGUUGCCACCCACUGUUCCAGAGGAGUCAAGAUUUUUUUUUUUUUUUUUCUCCUCCUUGAGUAACUAGGUGGUAAUUGGAUACAGCUGUGUUUAGGCAACCAAGGCAUAGUAUACUCAACAGCA
Molecule: messenger RNA, 1411 nt
Organism: Scleropages formosus (Asian bonytongue)
Lineage: Eukaryota; Metazoa; Chordata; Actinopteri; Osteoglossiformes; Osteoglossidae
Product: sorting nexin-12
Exons: 4
Coding region: 27-515 (162 amino acids)
Biological process (GO): late endosome to Golgi transport; endocytic recycling
Cellular component (GO): early endosome membrane; retromer complex
Molecular function (GO): phosphatidylinositol-3-phosphate binding
Source: RefSeq, a predicted model, not a curated record